Molecule: messenger RNA, 1095 nt
Organism: Cajanus cajan (pigeon pea)
Lineage: Eukaryota; Viridiplantae; Streptophyta; Magnoliopsida; Fabales; Fabaceae
Product: arabinogalactan O-methyltransferase 1
Biological process (GO): xylan biosynthetic process
Source: RefSeq, a predicted model, not a curated record
CGAAAAGAUAAAACAAGAAAAAUAAUGGCUUAAUAUAAUGAUCAUGAAAACCAUUCGCACACCAACCAAACUUGCAUCCCUUAUCCUAUUCUCUCUCUCUCUCUAUCUCGCAAUGCAUAAGAGGAUGAAUAACCGUCGGUGGUUCCUUUGGGUGUCGGCGAUGGUGGGCAUCAUCGGAGCCCCACUGUUCAUCUCGACACUCAUCCAUCGAAACCUCGGAGAGCAACAACCUCGUAUGCAUGCUGAGUCAGCAACAGGGGGUGUUGGUGUUGACGUUGACGUUGACGCAAGCGCCACAUCGAUCCAGCUGAGAGCGAUACUCCACUACGCCACCUCCCAGGUAGUCCCGCAACUGUCCCUCGCCGAGAUAACGCUCGCCUUCAACGUCCUCCAGUCCCUGAACCGGCCCGCGAACAUCCUCGUCUUCGGGCUGGGCCGCGACUCCCUCAUGUGGGCCGGGCUAAACCCGCGCGGCAAAACGGUCUUCCUCGAGGACGACCCUAAAUGGAUCCAGACCGUGCUGAAGGACGCCCCGGACAUCCGGGCCCACACGGUCAGCUACCGCACCCAGGUCCGCGAGGCCGACGAGCUCCUCUCGAGCUACCGCUCCGAGGCCGCGUGCUGGCCGGGCGCCGCCACGCUCCGCGGCAACGAGCGGUGCAGGCUGGCGCUGCACAACCUCCCCGACGAGGUGUACGCGACGGAGUGGGAUGUGGUGAUUAUCGACGCGCCCAAGGGGUACUUGGCGGAGAUGCCGGGGAGGAUGGCGCCGAUAUACUCCGCCGCGGUGAUGGCGAGGGACAGGAAGGGAUCCGGUGUGACGCACGUGUUCCUGCACAAUGUGGAUCGGAAGGAGGAGAAGGCUUAUUCGGAGGAGUUUCUGUGUAGGAUGAAUUUCGUCCAAGUUGUUGGUAAGCUGGGGCAUUUCCAGAUUCCGCCUAUGACCAAUCUUACUCGCGCCGGCGACGCCACUUUCUGUUAGGGCUUUGCUUUGCGUUUCUUCACCGUUCUUUUUGUUUUCUUGUUUUACGUAAAAAUGGUUCAGUGAUUAGUGACUACCGAUAAUAAUGAUGUUACCUCUAAGUGUAAUUCUUA